UUAAUCCCAAUCCACCCAAAAAUUACCCACCAAAAAAAAGAAAGAACGAAAACUAGUUGCAGUGGGGUGUACUGCAGAAAAUUUUAAACUGAGGCAAUUAGACAACAGCAGACUUACUAGACAGUACCUCAAAUAAAAGCAAGAGUAUCUAUUCCCAGUGUCUGUAACUAUCUAGGGUAAAAAAAAUAAUAAAUAUUAGUUAUACUGUACACACAACUUUAUUGUGGUUGCCUAGCAUCACACUAAACAUAGUUUAUAUUAGAAGGGGAAAAAAUCUACAAGCAAGAAGAUAAUUGAAAGUGAAACACAUUUUCACCCCAAAAACACCAGACAAAAUGAAGCAUACAACAAUGUUUGGUUGGGCACUGCCCACCAAAGAAACAAUACUUCACAUACCAGAUAUCAGCACCAACCCAAAUGGCAGCAAACCCAGGAGUAGAGCCAAAGUUAAAGGCCUAGAUAAAGGUGGUGAAGCCGAAGAAGGAAGCGGCAAAGAUCCGGUUGGCGAAGUGGGCAUUUCAGGGGUGGGAGCUUCAAUGGCGCCGUCUGGGUUUGGAGGGCUGCGGCUGGAAGGGAUGGUGGGCAGUGAGGACUCAGCUGGAGAAGGCACCUCACCACCAGCAGCAGGGGAAGGAAACAGGGGAGUGAUGUCUGGGGAAAGAGCUGGGGGAGACGACAGAGGAGCUUCUGGCAGCAAUGCAGGCGCUGCUGAAAUGGUUGAAGUCUGCAACUUGAGCCCAAAUGGCAAGGCCAGAGAAGGAGAGCAUGCCAUGAAAAUCAGCACCAGCGCCAAGAAGAGUGACCAAGUGGAAGCCAUAUUAAAUGAUGAUGAUGAAGCUGAAAAGGAAAUCAUAAUGAUCUUGAUUUGCUUCUUAAAAGCUGCAAUAAAUAUGGUGGAGAGGUUGAGAUUUAGGGCCUUUGGGGGGAGAGGAUGAUGGAAAGAAGGAAUGGGGGAAAGGCUCAUGAUUGGGGCUUGAAGGGGUAUGGUGAGAAAUUUUGGUGGA
Messenger RNA from Malania oleifera, 1004 nucleotides. RefSeq lists its product as uncharacterized. The transcript has a single exon. NCBI's taxonomy places the organism in Eukaryota, Viridiplantae, Streptophyta, Magnoliopsida, Santalales, Ximeniaceae. The coding region runs from base 336 to 935 and encodes 199 amino acids. The record is from RefSeq and is a predicted model, not a curated record.